UUUUUUUUUUUUUUCUCCUUUUCUUGGUCUCUUGCACCCCAAGGCCACCUUUUAUACAAUGGCAACUCCCCUUACUGUUGUCGAAUAAUGCACCCCCACUCUAGCCGUUCCCUGUCUUCAUUGUUACCCUAUUUUUUCAACCGGUAUUACUAUGCCCUUCUGGGCUGCGAAUGUAUUUUGGAUUCCCUCUAUAUUUAUUUUUCUGCUGGGUCGGAAAUUGCACUUUUGUGUACGUUUGAUAUUGCAUGAUACCUCAAUGAUACAAUACUUAUUGAUAAUACGAUUUGAUUCUGGCACUGUGAAUUUGGUAGUGCUCUUACUCAUUGGCGUUGGAGCGGAGGCCAGGGUCUUAACACGGUUCGUCACCCCCUACUUAUUCCUGUUAGUGAGGAGGAAGGUCGGGGGGAAUAAGGCCGAUAGAUCCUGAUCAGAGGCAAGGGUAGAAGUUCCUGAUCCAUAAGGCCCGUGAUAUUCUCCGUCAAGGUAUUUCAUUCUUGGCCACUAGAGAAGCGCCAGUUCAGGCUCCUGGAGGCGGUAUAGCACUCCGUUAAAGCAGGAGCCAAUGACACUAUCCCCGUGUUGCUAAAGUAGGGAUCCACUGAACUAAUAAUUUGAACUGUGUUGUUGAACAUUGUUUGCAAAGUAAACUCCUGCAUACAAACCAAGCUUAAAUAACCACCUAAACUUCUCCCUGCUUGCAAACCAGUCACAUCGCAGAUCAUAUUUUGCCACUCACCACCAGCUCGCAGCUACGGGUAGGCAUAAACUUGGAUUUUUGCCUCUUUGUUCCCUGCUUCUGGCUUCUGGGCUGUACAGGUAUCCUAUGUAUGUCUUGCGCCUGGCUUGAUUAGGAAAAAGGAAUUCACAAACCAAACAUGGGUAUUUGCCCGCUGGUUUCCCCCGCCACUCCCCUAGCCACGACGACUCAUUAAUUGAUUUAGUAUUAUUCUACGGACCAGGACUAAACUUAUCCCCAAUUUGAUAUUCUCCUACAAAUUGAGAAUGUGCCCGCAGUAUACAAUAACGCAUACUGCAAUGGUCAAGCAAGGGCACACACAGGAAGAACUGUCUCAAUCGAACGGACCGAUCCGCAAUUGGAGUUGCCCGAGAGCCAAAAGGUCGCAAUGAUAAAGCUCGACGUGUUGCUGGACCUGUGCAUUGACAACUGCAGAUUGUCCAUCCAGGCUCAGCUUUGCAGGGUCUAGACGACUCAGUGACGCUACUCAAUCUAUCUCUUCAGCCGUCCGGUGCCCUGGCCCGCUCUGGGGAACCUCUCCCUGGUAUUAAUUUUUAUACCUGUCUGUGGCCUUUCUCCGCCAGAAUCGCUGGGGGGAGGUUAGCGGAGAGGCACAGACUUCCUUUCUUGUUAGUUUUCGGUGUCUAGCUUAUUCUUCUGCUUCGCGUGUCCUCCUCCCAUUAAGCAUCUCUUCUUCCCCUAUACCUAGGCUAUUUUCCAGAAAGUCCUCGAUCAUCCUAGUAUCUCUCUAUAUACCUUGGGAUAACGUCGUUUUAGCUUCUGCUUCGAAUUUUUUGUACUGGUCCAAUAGCGAGAGCAGUAUUGUUCUUUACUGUUGCAAUUUGUACCUUGCCGAUAACAACAUAUGUUAUAUUUCCUGUAGAAAAGGAAUCCGAGAAGAAGACGAUCGGAGGGCUCUAAAUGCGCCAAAGAACAACGAACCCUGGCUAUUGUUGACGAGGACUGCUUUAUUCCUCUAGAGCCAUAGGGAUGCCGCAAACUUCCACUACCCAGUCUAGAGCGGACCAAGAACGGCCUCCUCCUGGGUCCGUUGUAGUUGGAAUGCCAUCGACAUCUAGUAUUGCCCGUUUACCUCUUCAGCACGCUUACUGUCCAAUACCACCGGCAUUUACACAAUUUUCCUCACCUUUUCAGAUUCCAGGACACGCAUCUCUUCAGGCACACGAUACAUGGAAUUGUCGCCGAUAUGAUGCAACUUUCAAUUAUCCCUCAAUGCCUGGCGUCUUCACAAAUCAGAUGACCUCCUCCACGCAGGCCCUGUUUUAUCACGCUGCUCUCCACUUCCCCCAACCUACAUACUACGGGGCACUCUUCCAUCAAGGGCCAAGUUGGCAGCAUUUUCCACCCGAAGCCAUGCCAUACAACCACCAACCCAUACCAAUAGGCCCACGCGUGCGGAGUAACAAUAACAUUGAGCCCCCGGACUACGCCCGUAUUACGCAUGAACAACCACACCAGGCCAGGUCCUUGGGGCCGGCCAGGGAGUCGACCGCCUGCUAUACUAUAGUCGAUGGCUCAGUGUCAGGCAAUCGUGCUGGAAAAGUCAUCCAGUCGAUAAGAAACAGAACAACAGGGGGGGAACUAAAACUGCCCAUUUUUCCCCACGUGCCACCAACCCCCAUAGGACCGCCGAGGAAGCCAAAACAGUCUGGGUUCGCCUUAUGGGUUGGGAAUCUCCCGUCUCGCGCAAGCAUUGUUGAUCUCAAGGAUCACUUUUCUCAAGGUGCUACAGAAGAAAUUGAAAGUGUAUUCCUUAUCUCAAAUAGCAAAUGUGCGUUUGUGAAUUAUAAGACAGAAGCGGCUUGCGUCUCUGCAGUGACAAGGUUCCAUGAUUCAAGGUUCCAGGGCAUUAAAUUGGUUUGCAAGCUGCGUAGGGGCGCUGCUUCUGAGAUUAACAAUAGAAUGGCAUUGUCACCACCACUUCCGACGAUUUCGAGUACUGUUACUGAUGAAAAUGAGGUUGCCGAGUCGCGCGGAGAACAUAUUCUGAACCAUUUCUCCAAGGGUCACGGUCUUCCACGCCCAGAUGUGAGACAUCCUGAACGGUAUUUUAUAGUUAAAAGCCUGACUAUCGAAGAUCUUGAGCGAAGCAGAGUGAGUGGGGUAUGGGCCACGCAGAGACAUAACGAGGCUGUUCUGAACCAUGCGUAUGAGACUUCAGCGGCUGUAUAUCUGGUAUUUUCCGCGAAUAAAUCUGGAGAAUAUUUCGGCUAUGGCCGGAUGGCCUCCCCUAUCCCCACUGGCGAACCAAGCAGCACUGAGGGAAACCCCCCAAAAACCAGUUCAACGACGCCUUCCGAAUUUCUUAUAAUCACGGCUACGCCUCGCACGCAAACGGCACCGGCGGGCUCUGUAGUGGACGAUCCAGCUCGGGGCUCUAUAUUCUGGGAAAUCGAUCGCACAGACGACAUAACUUCGGAAAAGGAAGAUGGGCCUGGCCAACUAGAGAACAAAGGGAAAGACGAUGACAAUCAGUCUUUUGGUAGGUCAUUCAGUGUAGACUGGUUGUGCUGGCGACGUCUCCCUUUCCACCGCACAAGAGGCCUCCGGAACCCUUGGAACGCGAACAAGGAGAUGAAAAUCGCCAGGGAUGGAACCGAGAUCGAACCAAGUGCAGGGAGAAGAUUGAUAAAGUUAUUUGACCUAGUUAUAUAAAAUACCGGGAGCGGUUCUCAAC
Molecule: messenger RNA, 3434 nt
Organism: Blastomyces gilchristii SLH14081
Lineage: Eukaryota; Fungi; Ascomycota; Eurotiomycetes; Onygenales; Ajellomycetaceae
Product: splicing factor
Exons: 4
Coding region: 1727-3412 (561 amino acids)
Biological process (GO): mRNA splicing, via spliceosome; regulation of alternative mRNA splicing, via spliceosome
Cellular component (GO): nucleoplasm
Molecular function (GO): mRNA binding; N6-methyladenosine-containing RNA reader activity
Source: RefSeq, a predicted model, not a curated record